AUGGCAUUAUAUUAUGAUGAAAUCCUUGCCGGAAAUUGUUUUGGUCAAAUAAAUGUUACACCAACUCCUUCUAUAACCGAUAGUACGAAUAUCGUAGAAACAAAAAGAUUACCAAGUCCUGUCAGCGAAUUUGGAUAUACUACAGAGGAAUUGUAUUAUAAAGCGAGAAAAUUUGUCAAAGAAAAAAAAGAACAAAUUCAAUUGAAAUAUGGUGAUAAUAUUCGUUUAAUUGCUCUAUCCAAACAAGAGAAAUUAGGUAAAUGGAAUGCUUCAUACACACGAAAUGUUGGAUUUCUUGAUGUUGUUGGUAACGAUCGAAAACAGGCAUGGAUUGCGUUAGGAGAUAUGACAAAAGAACAAGCUAUGGAAGAAUAUGUUAAAUUGCUAUUGGAUCGUUGUUCGAUAUUUCGCAUACACUUACAAAUACAGGAUGUGAAAUAUGUAGUGGAAGAUCAGUCAAGACAAGAUUAUGAUACUUGCCGGCAAUUAGAACAGGCAGCUGAAAAAGCAAGACAAUACGAAUUAGAACAAGUACUACGUUUAGAAAAGCAAAAGAAAAAACGCGAAGAUCUUCAAAGAAAACAAAUUCAAGACGCACUCAAUCAACAAACAUAUUCACAAUUCAAGGCAUACGCCGAACAACAAUAUAAAGACAACAGAGCAGCUCAAGAAGAUUUGAUUCGUCAAUUACAGGAACAACAUUUUCACAAGUAUAUGCAACAAGUUUAUCAACAACAACUAAUUGAUCAACAACUUCGAGCAAAAGCAACUAUGGAACAAACAUCGGAGAAUAUUACAUUAUCAUCAGUACCACCAUCAAACGCCGUUCCCCUACCAUCAACACUAGCAAAUACUGUGAUUCCACCACCAUUAGUAAAUGUAGUCCCAACAAAUAUAGUAACAACUUCGUCGCCGACGAUUGAAGUUCCAUCUACAAACAUGGAACUUCCACCGGCUCCAUUGAAUUCAAGUAUAGCAUUACAAGUGCUUACUCGCAUGCCACCACUUGGUUCUGCACCAACUAAACUUCCACCAUUGGUCCACCCUCCACCGCCUCCACUGAUUUCGAAUGCAAAUGCUUCAGUGCAAGAUAUGAAAAUAGAAUCAGCGAUUCCUGUUCAAGCAAAAUUCGAAACAUUGAAUCUCGAUACGCCAAUGGAACUCAUUCGUCCUGCUGUUUCACAACCGUCUAUGAGCAAUGAUCCGGCACAACAGUCUUCAUCAUCAGGCGAAAUAACGAAUGAAUUAAGUGCUGCACAAGUACCGAUGGGCAGUAAUCAGCUUGUGCCAGCUUCAUUGACGGAACCUAAUGGAACAGUAAAUUCAAAUAAUGAAUCAACACUUCCUUCUGAACAAGAAACGCAAGAACUACCAAAUAUAAUCACAGCCAAUAUGUGGACACGUAAAGACAUUAAAGAAUUUAAAGAUCAAAUACGUAAAGAAAAAGAUGCUGUUAUUAAAAUUGGCAGUGGCGAAACAGUAACGGUACGUGUUCCAACACAUGAAGAUGGCAAUUGUAUAUUUUGGGAGUUCUCUACUGAUUAUUAUGAUCUUGGUUUCGGCGUUUAUUUUGAAUGGAAUAAAGCAGAAUCGAAUACGGUUACAGUUCAUGUGAGUGAUUCAAGCGAUGAAGAAGACGAACAUGAAGAUGGCGAAAAGAAAGAUAUUGAAAAAGGCAGUGGUAGCACAAAUAAACCACCGAAACCGCGGCAAAGUGAAAUCGUUCCAAUAUAUCGACGUGAUUGCCAUGAAGAGGUCUAUGCUGGCAGUCAUCAAUAUCCGGGCGUUGGGGUUUAUUUACUUAAAUUUGACAAUAGUUACUCAUUAUGGCGUUCGAAAACACUUUACUAUCGCGUUUACUAUUCGAAAUAA
This is a messenger RNA of Rotaria socialis, 1872 nucleotides long. The record is from the annotation of a GenBank genome assembly. Lineage: Eukaryota; Metazoa; Rotifera; Eurotatoria; Philodinida; Philodinidae.